AGAGUAACGUUUUUUGUAUUAUUCGGCGCGGGGGAGAUCUUUGAAGCUUUGUCACAACAACGAAUGAAAUAAAGUUCAGAUAAAUCCACCUUUAUUUUAGUCAAGAUGAACAAGAAACUCCAGAAGUGUGAGGUUGAAGAAAUUGAAAAGCAGAUAAGAGCACUUUUAGUAUCUGCUCCAAAUGGCCAGACACUAUUGGAACUAGACAAAGCAUUUAAGGAUUUUAUGUGCCGACCUAUUCCAUUUAAACAGAUGGGAUACGAAAAUGCAACAGAGUUUUUUCAAAAGAAUCCAAACAUAGGACGGUUAAGAGAAAUUAAAGGAGCCACUUUCGUUUAUGCGGUAGCCAGUGAAAAAGAUAGGCAUAUAGCAAAACUAGUUGCUGGACAAAAGAAAAAAGCUUCAAAUUUUUCUAAAAGAGCGGAAAAAGGUGUCCGUUUUGAAAAGAAGGUAUUUUAUAACAACAACGAUGACUAUUCACAUCGAAAAUUAUAUAGGAAUAAUUCUGAAUAUCACUUGAGCAGAACACAGCGUUUCGAUACAAGAGUAAUUACACGAUUUAACUAUUCAUCUAGAGAUAAUAAAGAAAAUAUGAAUAGAGGGACGACAGCAAAGUUUUAUAAACAAAAAUCAGUUCCAAAUUUAAGAACAAAUCAAGAUGUUACUUAUGUUCCUCACAAAAGUUACCAAGAUAAUCAUCCUGUUUGCCACUAUAAAAAUAUUGAAAAUCCUCUUAAAACUAUCAAAACAGCUUUCAAUCUCAUCGAUGUAAAGAGUUUACCUGAAUCAUUGUUCGCUAAAGUAGUUCAUACGAGAUGCCCAACUGAUUUUUACAUUCAUAUCUUUGGUAAGAAUAAUUUAGAUGAAUUUGAAAUUCUCCAAGAAGAGAUGGAAUCAUUCUACGACGAUGAAAUAAUAAAUACACGAUAUCGAUUAACGACAGCCGAUGUUUAUAUGGGCAAACCUUGCGCUGUUUUGUUUCUAAAAAAACUAUGGAGAAGAGGUGUAAUCUUACGAUUUCAGUCUACUCUUCGCAUUUACCUAGUCGACUUUGGUCAAAUAAGAGAAAUAAAUUUAAGUGAUGUUCGGCACCUAUCUGAUAAAUUCUUAAAACUUCCUGCUCAGGCUGUACCAGCCCGUUUGGCACAUAUUCAACCGUUACAUCAAAUCUGGAGUCAGGGAGCCGUUGCGUUUUUCCUCAAAAAUAUUGAUUCUAAAAAGUUGAAAUUACAGGUAAAGAAACUGGAAAAUGACUAUUGUUUAUCUUGCAUUUUAAAAGAUGAUACAGAGAAGAGUAUUAAUCAAAUCCUCUUGGAUAGAAGACUUGCCCGAUUUGACGAAUCGGAUAAUUUGAGAGAGUCUGAUUUUAUGCGUAAAGUUUUUCUUGGAGAGUUCAUCGAAGAAAAUGAAAGAAAAUUUAACGAUCAAAUAAGACAACUUGAAGAAAUUGAUGAAAUUAUGCAGUUUACUUAUUGCUUAUUCGUUAUAAAAGUAAAAAUAUUGGACAAAAUAAUUACAGUUGUAAUUACAGACUUUUUCAACGAUGAAUUAGAAGAAUAUAUCAUGGAGAGAGAUUGUUUAUUCUUAAUUAAAGAAUCUUCUGGAAAUUUACUAAAUAAAACUGUAAAAUUCACUUUAAAAUCCCAUCAACAGUCUCAUAGGAAAGUUAUACACUAUUUGAAAAGAAUAUAUAACAUUGAUAUAGGGGAAUUAAAUCUGGACUUAUAUCCAUUAAAAUAUCUUUCAACUGUAUCGUCAGACAAUAGAAAACUUGAUAAACUUAAUGAAUUAUUUAGAAAUGAAAAAUCGAAUUUCUCAUAUGAAGUUGCUAAUUGCAAAAGACAGUGUAUUGAACAGAUGAAAAGUCUGGUUAAUUGUGGACAAACAGGUCUAUUAGAAGAAUGUAAAGAGAAUCUUAAAACUUGCGUCCAAUUAUUAAGAGAAAACGGAGAGAAUAUCCUUGAAAUAGAGUACGAAGUGAAAGAACCCCCUGGCUUACGAAAGUGCGAAAGGCAGUUGGAAAAGCUUAAACUAGCAAGUAUUGACACUCAAAAGAUGUUUGAAGUUCAAAAUCAUAGCAAACAUAUAGGCUAUCACCGAAUUUUUGAUUGUUAA
This is a messenger RNA of Dimorphilus gyrociliatus, 2115 nucleotides long. The record is from the annotation of a GenBank genome assembly. NCBI's taxonomy places the organism in Eukaryota, Metazoa, Annelida, Polychaeta, Dinophilidae.